AUGUCAGUGCAAGGCGGUAUUGAUGGACAGUGUAUCAGUGAGCACAGUGUCCGUGACAUCGAUGAAGACAUAUCAUCGCCAUGCAAGAAGCCUUUCGACUCUGCUCGAACGGCUGUGCAUGCUGCUGCUGAGCAGAAGCCGAACGUAUCUGGAGAGCAGCAGCAUCAACCGACUCGAUUGCCUGUUUUCGAGGAAUUAAAAACCGCAAAGAGUGGUACGGAGCCUAUGCCUCCAGAAAUUAUUGAUCUUGUACCAUUAAAUGCGCGAUCGAGUCCACAGAAGCGCAAACCGCCGAUACCAUUGCGAAAACUACCUGUCUGUAAAAUCGAUGGUGCUUUGCCGAUUUCCUCGGUGCUCAAUUAUUCGCAGGAAGAACUGAGGGCUGGCGGACCGCUGGUGCUGCCACGAGGACUCACUGUCACUGAUGUAUAG
This is a messenger RNA of Gongylonema pulchrum, 432 nucleotides long. Lineage: Eukaryota; Metazoa; Nematoda; Chromadorea; Rhabditida; Gongylonematidae. The record is from the annotation of a GenBank genome assembly.